AUGAUCUCUGUGGAGUUAAAUGGUAUGGAGCUAACUAUGGAUAUGCAAUUCUCUGAAAUUCAAUCCCAGGAAAAUUUAACAAAUCAAAUGAGAAUUGCUAAAAGGUAUGGCCUGUGCCUAAGAAAGAACAUUUUAGAUCGACUAUACCAUGAUCGAUAUCAACAAUACCCACAAGAUCUUUAUCAUGCGAUAGCUAAAAAAAAAUCAAUAAAAUUACCAAAGUUUUGGUCAAAAUUACCGAAUUCUAUUACUUACCAGAAAAGUUUCAUGAUGUUAGACUCGUUUUACCUUGCUAUGCUAAUGUCAUAUAUUCUGAGUCACUUCCUAAGAAUUCAACAUAUCAAAGAAGGCAUGCUUAUUGAUCUUAUGAAUACAAUAGAGUAUCAACGUCAAGAACAGGUAUUAUAUUUUUGCCUUAAUGGUGGGCAAGAUAAACAUGUUCCAAAACUAAUUUAUGAUAUGAAUUGUUUUUUAUUAAAACAAAUACUCUCUAGUUGGUAUAUUGCAGAAUCACCUGAUCUAAUCAAUGAUGCAGAAGAUAAAGUGAAUGGAGAUUCGAAAGAGAGCUUUAAUGAUCAGAACCUUAACAAUAACAACAACAAUCUUGACUUAGAUUUAUAUAAAGCUUAUUGUGAAGAAUUUGGAAUACUCACUGCUUUAAAUACGUAUAAGGUUUCGUUUUUUGAGCAUAUUAAUUAUAUUGUUGUAAAGGACGAUGAUGAGUUUUUAGCAAAGGAUAAUAAAGCCAAUUGUCGCAUUAAGGUCCGAGUUGGGGAUGUAGUGGAGUUAAAAGAAAUUAGCGAUCCUGACAAUAUCUCAUUUGUAUUGGUCAAGGUGAUUAUCAUACACCAAGCAAAUAAUGGCAAAGUUUAUGCAUUUUUUAUUUUUGAUUGGUUUGAUGACCUAAAAAAAAUGCACCCAAUAUUAGAAUAUGCACAAUUUCGACUUCAGUAUGCAAAUAAUUUUCAAUGGGCACAUUUUCACUAUCUCGAUGUUGACUAUUAG
This is a messenger RNA of Racocetra persica, 1005 nucleotides long. NCBI's taxonomy places the organism in Eukaryota, Fungi, Glomeromycota, Glomeromycetes, Diversisporales, Gigasporaceae. The record is from the annotation of a GenBank genome assembly.